AUACGUGAACAGUCAAGCAAGUCGAGCACAUGGCAUCAUGUGAGUCUUUCGCUUUACGGAAACGUCGCGUUGUGGUUUAAAUUGAGAUUUAGAUUAAAAAAAGUUUUUUUUUAAGGAUAAUAGAAAAGUGUGAUUAGUUUUGUUUUUACAAUGAUAACAACUGAGGUUUUAUAGUCGAAAAAAACCGGCCAAAAAACAUUUUCCCAAUGAUAACUCUUGUGUAAGAACCUAAAUAGGGAGUGAAUUGGGAAACAGAAAAAGUAUAAAAAAGUGAAUUAUCCCCCAUAUGUGAAUUAGUGAAUAAAAUAGUGAUCGAAUGGUCCAAGGAAGUGACUGUGCGGGAAAUAGGAGACCUAAGGAUACUUCUCGUUUUGCCAAUAUGAUGGACGUUGGCAUGUAUGGCAAUCACACAACCCACCCCGGGGGCUUCCAGAGCCCCGAUGCCACAUCCACCAGUUACACUUCCUACUUCCAAUCCACCCACCAUCCUCCACAUUUGAGCAUUAUCCAGUCCAAUUCAGCUGGCUCUGAUCAGAGCCAUCAGGUCAGUGCUUCUGAGGCUGGGUACUCAUCUGGGCAGGUGGGCUCUGGAUCCACAGUGUCCACAGCCGCCGGACAUCUGUAUACAUCCCAUCCGCACCUCUACAGCCCUUCGGCAGCUGAGUACGGUAUCACAACAACAGCCAACAACUCCCCAACAGAGGGCUUCUACGAGCCCGAGCAUCAGCCCUACUUUCCCCCAACGGCUACCAAUGGAGGUCCACCAGGUGGGCCUUUACAAGACUCCCACAUUAUCAGUUCCGACAAUGGACUCAGUUACACCAACCUGGACUACAUCUAUGGGCAAAAUCAUGGCACCCCAGGCGCCACUUCUAGUCCCUAUCUCCAGGCUAGUGAGGACAAAGUGCCCCUGAGUCACUACCAGCUCGGGGAUGAGAUGCUACCCUCAGCAACAGGGCACCAUGGCUCAGGAGGAAGUGGGAACUGGCAUCAUCAUCACCAUUCCUCGUAUAUUGAGAAUUCUGUCAGCCAUCCCUUUGGACUGGGACAGAUCUCAUCGGGAAGUCAGACAACGAGUCAAAUGGGCCAUAUGGCUUCUACAGGGAUGCAAGGAUCACCUCCAGUUCAGCAUCUUCAGCAUCAGCAACAACAUCAGCAACAGCAACAGCAACAGAAUCAACAAAACAUUACCACUUUCAAGUGGAUGCAAAUCAAAAGGAAUGUGCCAAAGCCUCAAGCCCCAAAAUUGACACCACCAAUGCAGGAGUACAGCAAUCAUCCUGCGCAAACACUGGAUCCUUGCAGAGGAAUGUCUGGACUCUCAGGACUAGGCCUCUCAGCCGCUUCUCAAGGUACCAAUCCUCUGUUGAUGAACAACAACAACAACACAGGAAGGACAAAUUUCACGAAUAAGCAACUGACGGAGCUGGAGAAGGAAUUCCACUUCAACAAGUACCUCACGAGAGCGCGAAGAAUUGAAAUAGCCAAUGCUCUUCAACUCAACGAGACUCAGGUGAAAAUCUGGUUUCAAAAUCGUCGAAUGAAGCAAAAGAAACGGAUUAAAGAAGGUCUAGUCCCAGCAGAACCACUCAGCCAAAGCCCGACCGGAACAGCAGCCUCCACCAGUGACACAAACCUACCGGGUAGCAGUGAGAACAGUAGAGAAUCAAAUUGAGUGCUCAGUGGCAACAGUACCCUUCCGCUGAAUUUCACGCGACAAACUUUUUUUUUUUGCAAAUAAGAAAUUUUCCGCGUGGGGUUAGAGAGGAGGACCUUGAGUCGAUUUCAAGCUAGUCUAAUGUUAUUUUGUGUUUUAUAUUUCUUAUAUUGUUUCCAAAACCAGGAACAGCUGUUAACUUAAGUAGAUGCAAAAGAGAAAAAAUAACAAAUUUAUCACCAAUCACCUAUUUUAAAUGAAUAAAAUAAAAUUGAUAGAGAUCAGUCAAAUAUAUCUUUUGAACUAAUUCUUAGAAUGCAGAAGUAGGAAACAAUAUUCAUGUAAAUAGCUGCAAUUCCAAAAAAAAAAUACUAAGUAGUUGGAUUUACAAUUAACAGUUCCUCAUACGAAUUUAGAGAUCAUUGAAGGUGAAAGAUUUUAACUUAUUCAAGACAUUCAGAGCCCUUCAGAUGAGCAUAAUUUUUUUCUUGUAGGAAAUUCAUACUUUCCAUAAAAUUUAGUAUUGCAUUUUCUGGUAAAGUUUGAGCCAAAUACUUUUCAUUGUAACUUCGUGAGUUCUAAAUUAUAAUUUUUAAUGUUUAAAAAUAGAAGAAUAUGACACUAUUUUGAUAAGUCCCUCCCGAAAAUUCAACUGUAAAUAAUGCUGGAAGGGGCGUGUCCCUAAAUAAUUUAGCCACGCCCUUAAAUAAUCAAGCCACGCCCAAAAGACAUGUGAAUUUAUUUUAUUACACUAUUUUUUUCUUAUUCUUAAUUCUAAUCAGGAAGCAUUUGUUUUUUUAUGAUGCAGAUGGCUUAUAUAACUUCUGAAGGAGUUUUCCACAGUUUUACUCUGGGCGUUGGUCACCAACUUUUAAGAGCAUAAACUCAAAAGCAUUAAUAUACAUAUGCAUAAAACUGACUUUGUUUACAUUACAUUGUGAAAAUUCCGUUUAAAUUUUGUACAAUUAAUAUCAAAGGGGCAAAGAAGAUAAUAAGGAAACUUUGUCUACUCACUUCAACUGUCAUCAGCUAGUCUCUAUAUUUUAUUUGUUUUCUUGAAGAAAUGUUGAAAAUAAAGAAGCUGAGGAGGAUAAAUAGCAUAUUCUAUACUUUUAUUUACUGUCUCGUUCUCUAAGGGGCGUGGUCUAUUUUUUAGCAUUUCGUUCGAAGAUUGCAAUAAUACGAGUGUUUUUUUCGUCACUUUUGUAGAUCUCAAGUAUUACAUAUUAAAAAAAUAAAUAAAAUUUUAAAACAAAGAUAGAGGAUUACGCCCCCUAAAAAUAUUUUCUAGUAGAAAAUUAUGCUCAUCUGAAUUUAUGCCAGAUAUUCUAACACAAAACUGACAAGGACAGUCACCUAAAUCAAAUUUCUAAACCAUUAAAAGACAAAAUGCUAUAUUCUUGUAAAUAAAAUAGAAAAAGUCUUAAGUAGUCACAUUUUUUGAGACAACAAAAGUAUUAAUGAGUUACUGAUGAUAUAAAUAAUACCAAGUAGUAAACUCUUAGUAUGUUUCUUCCUCAGGGAUUAAUGUACUAUAAGCAUUGUAAAGAGAGAACAUGCCAUAGUUAAAAAUAAAAAUUUUCAAUUAACAAC
Molecule: messenger RNA, 3250 nt
Organism: Phlebotomus papatasi
Lineage: Eukaryota; Metazoa; Arthropoda; Insecta; Diptera; Psychodidae
Product: homeotic protein labial-like
Exons: 5
Coding region: 317-1675 (452 amino acids)
Biological process (GO): regulation of transcription by RNA polymerase II
Cellular component (GO): nucleus
Molecular function (GO): RNA polymerase II cis-regulatory region sequence-specific DNA binding; DNA-binding transcription factor activity, RNA polymerase II-specific
Source: RefSeq, a predicted model, not a curated record